AUGGUCCAGAACAUCCAGGAGCUCAUUGCGCAGGGUCAAGUCGAGGAGGCUGACUCCGAGAAUCCUCCGCCAGGGCUUGUUGGCGGUGCUCUCUACGUGAAUUCGUUGGCCGGUGAUGAGGGCGACUUUAUCACCGAUUCGCGAGCUUCCAUCUUUCAGGGCAUAAUGAAAGCUCUGAAUGAUGAGAAGGUGAAAGUGGUUGGGGUCUACGGGCCUGGCGGCGUGGGGAAGAGUACGCUGUUGGAGAUAGUCGAGAAUAAACUUAGGCAAGAGAGGGGACCGUUCCGCAUGAUCGUUAAAGCGGAAGUCUCGCGGACUCCGGAUUUAAAUAAUAUCCAAGGCCAGAUUGCUGACGCCUUGAGUCUGAAUCUGAAGGACAAGGAAAGCCAACAGGGAAGAAGAGAUCUUCUGUUUCAGAGAUUGCAGAGGGAUCCAAAUGAGAAGGUUCUCAUAAUAUUGGACGAUCUGUGGGAAGCACUUGAUUUGAAGGCAGUUGGAAUUCCUCUGGGAGAUGAGAUCAGGAACUGCAAAUUGUUGCUCACUUCGAGAGAUAAAAGUGUGCUGGAGCAAAAGCUGCAUGCCGAACAAACAUUUCAUCUGACAAGUUUAGAGGAAGACGAAGCUUUCAAGCUAUUUGAAAAGAUAGUCGGCGACAAGCUCAGAGAGGAUGAGGAAUUGAAAGUAAAGGCGGCUCAAGUGGUAACCAAGCUUGCAGGUUUGCCUCUUUUGAUUAACUCCGUUGCAAGCACCUUAAAAUGUAGUAAAGUGUCCACGUGGGAAGACAUGUUAAUAAAAAUAGAAGACCCACAUAAUGAGAGAAUAGUGAAGUGGAGUUACGAUCAUUUGGAGAGUGAGGAAGCCAAGUGCUUAUUCUUGCUUUGUGGUCUUAUUGGUGGGACCAUUGAAGUCGAACUUUUGCUGGGACUAGGCAUGGGUUUGGGCUUGUUUGAGGGAUUCGAUAACAAGAUGCAAAGUUCAAGGAAUAGAUUGAAUACGAUGCUCAAUAGCCUCCAUUCCUUUUGUUUGUUACAGGAUGGUGGUGAUGGUAAGGAAAAUGUGACCAUACAUGAUCUUUAUAGCGAGGUGGUUGUCUCGAAUGUAUUUAGUCGGAAUUCCUUAAUGAUUAAUAACAAUUAUGGCUCAUGGCCAAAGGAAAAGCUUGAGAAAUGCUGGGCAUGCUUAGUUAAUGUUGGCAGUGGUAGGCUUGCUGAACUAAUGCUGCAUCGGUUUCCCCAUGUGAAGAUACUUAUGUUGUUGAAACAAUACGAUAGGGGAGAUUGCAGUAAAAUGGAUUUCACAUACAUGGAGGAGCUCUGA
This is a messenger RNA of Eucalyptus grandis, 1317 nucleotides long. Its product is annotated as disease resistance protein At4g27190-like. Gene Ontology annotation, molecular function: ADP binding; ATP hydrolysis activity. Lineage: Eukaryota; Viridiplantae; Streptophyta; Magnoliopsida; Myrtales; Myrtaceae. The transcript has a single exon. The record is from RefSeq and is a predicted model, not a curated record. The coding region runs from base 1 to 1317 and encodes 438 amino acids.